Molecule: messenger RNA, 1689 nt
Organism: Arvicola amphibius (Eurasian water vole)
Lineage: Eukaryota; Metazoa; Chordata; Mammalia; Rodentia; Cricetidae
Gene: Blk
Product: BLK proto-oncogene, Src family tyrosine kinase
Exons: 13
Coding region: 187-1689 (500 amino acids)
Biological process (GO): cell differentiation; cell surface receptor protein tyrosine kinase signaling pathway; protein phosphorylation
Cellular component (GO): extrinsic component of cytoplasmic side of plasma membrane
Molecular function (GO): signaling receptor binding; ATP binding; non-membrane spanning protein tyrosine kinase activity
Source: RefSeq, a predicted model, not a curated record
CUGUGUGCUGCUGGCAGGAAGCCACGAGCAACCAACGCUGACUGAGAUGAGAAGUAUCCCUCUGGGGAUGGGAUUGAAUUAUCUUAACUGGGUCCAGAGCUUCUGGUUACCACUAGAGGUUUCCUCAAUCACGUGUACCCUGGGAUCUGAAGAGCCAUGGUGAGAAGCUACUGAAGUCUUGCAAGGAUGGGGCUGCUGAGCAGCAAGAGGCAGGUUGGCGGUGAGAAGGGCAAGGGCUGGAGCCCAGUGAAGGUCCAUGCCCAGAGCAAGGCUCCCCAACCCCUGCCACCUCUGGUUGUCUUCAACCACCUCGCUCCUCCAUCUCCUAACCAGCACCCGGAUCAAGAGCAGCAUUUUGUGGUGGCCCUGUUUGACUAUGCAGCCGUGAAUGACAGGGACCUGCAGGUGCUGAAGGGAGAGAAACUCCAGAUCCUGAGGAGCACUGGAGACUGGUGGCUGGCCAGAUCACUCAUCACCGGAAGAGAAGGCUAUGUGCCCAGCAACUUUGUAGCCCCGGUGGAGACCCUGGAGGUAGAAAAAUGGUUCUUCAGGACCAUCAGCCGGAAGGAUGCUGAGAGGCAGCUGUUGGCUCCGAUGAACAAGGCUGGCGCCUUCCUCAUCAGAGAGAGUGAGAGCAAUAGAGGUGCCUUUUCCCUGUCUGUGAAGGAUGUCACCACGCAGGGGGAGGUGGUCAAGCACUAUAAGAUCCGCUCCCUGGACGACGGUGGCUAUUACAUCUCUCCUCGGGUCACCUUCCCCACCCUCCAGGCCCUGGUGGAGCACUAUUCCAAGAAAGGGGAUGGUUUGUGCCAGAAGUUGACCCUGCCCUGUGUGAGCCCAGCCCCGAAGAACCCCUGGGCACAGGAUGAAUGGGAAAUCCCCAGGCAGUCUCUCAAGCUGGUCCGGAAACUUGGGUCUGGGCAGUUUGGAGAAGUCUGGAUGGGUUAUUACAAAAACAAUGUGAAGGUGGCUGUCAAGACUCUGAAGGAGGGGACGAUGUCUCCAGAAGCUUUCCUGGGUGAGGCCAACGUGAUGAAAAGCCUGCAGCAUGAGAGGCUGGUCCGUCUCUACGCCGUGGUCACCAGAGAGCCCAUCUACAUUGUCACUGAGUACAUGGCCAGAGGAUGCUUGCUGGAUUUUCUGAAGACGGAUGAAGGUAGCCGAUUGUCCCUUCCCAGGCUGAUUGACAUGUCAGCCCAGAUUGCAGAAGGGAUGGCUUACAUAGAGCGCAUGAACUCCAUCCACCGCGACCUGCGGGCAGCCAACAUCCUGGUAUCUGAGACCUUGUGUUGCAAAAUCGCUGACUUCGGCUUGGCCAGGAUCAUCGACAGUGAAUACACUGCCCAAGAGGGGGCCAAGUUCCCCAUCAAGUGGACUGCUCCAGAGGCCAUCCACUUUGGGGUGUUCACCAUCAAGGCUGAUGUAUGGUCCUUCGGAGUCCUGCUGAUGGAGAUCAUCACGUAUGGGCGUGUUCCCUACCCAGGGAUGAGUAACCCUGAGGUCAUCCGCAGCCUGGAGCAAGGCUAUCGCAUGCCGUGCCCGGAGACGUGUCCGCCAGAGUUGUACCGUGACAUCAUCACCGAGUGCUGGCGAGGCCGGCCUGAGGAGCGACCCACCUUUGAGUUUCUGCAGUCGGUGCUGGAGGACUUCUACACAGCCACGGAGGGCCAGUAUGAGCUGCAGCCCUAA